Dromiciops gliroides (monito del monte) is the source of this 2654-nucleotide messenger RNA. It is a transcript of the gene REM2, whose product is annotated as RRAD and GEM like GTPase 2. Bases 325 to 1365 code for a protein of 346 amino acids. Gene Ontology annotation, molecular function: calcium channel regulator activity; GTPase activity; GTP binding. The record is from RefSeq and is a predicted model, not a curated record. The transcript has 5 exons. Gene Ontology annotation, cellular component: plasma membrane. NCBI's taxonomy places the organism in Eukaryota, Metazoa, Chordata, Mammalia, Microbiotheria, Microbiotheriidae.
UCUGUCUUUGUCAAGCUCUGGUCCAGAGAGUAGGAUGGGUGUGUAAAUGGAUAUACGUGAGUAGCUGGGGGAUUCCAGAAGCACAAAGAAAGAGAAAAGAAAGGGGUGGGGUGGGUACUCUGAAAGGAGGGAAUCCCGAUGACAUCACUUCUAAUUAGCAUUUGUGACUUCACUAGAAGGCGGGACUAUUCCCCCAGGUGUCUAGGGGGAGUGGAGAGUGCGUGUGUUUGGGGGAGGGGGGGUGGUAUUUAAAGGGAAAAGCUGACAGAGCUGCUGAGUGAGAGAAAGAUUUCAGAGAGCCAAUAUUGCUGCACACGCACAGAGAUGCACGCGGACACGGACACAGAUAUGGACACGGAUACGGACACAGCAGCCCUCUGUCCAUCAGGCGGUGGGGCUUCCUCCCCAGUGAUACCAGCACCAGAUGCCCCGACGCUGAACAAGCGAGACAAGCUACUAGUAGGGUUGGAACGUGCUGGACUGUCCCCAGCUGGGGGAGCCCCUCGACGAAGAGGCAGCAUGCCCGUGCCCUACAAACACCAGCUGAGACGGGCCCAGGCAGUGGAUGAGUUGGACUGGCCACCCCAAGCCUUAUCUUCUGGCUCCUCUGACUCUCUGGGCUCAGGGGAGGCGGCCCCAGCUGGGAGGGGUGGUGUCUUCAAGGUGAUGCUUCUGGGAGAGAGCGGUGUGGGCAAAAGUGCCCUGGCAGGCACCUUUGGAGGACUCCAAGACGAUAAUGCCCAUGAGCCGGAGAAUACAGAGGACACCUAUGAAAGACACAUCAUAGUGGAUAAAGAAGAGGUGACACUGGUCGUGUAUGACAUCUGGGAACAGGGAGAGUCAGGUAGCUGGCUCCGGGAACACUGCCUUCAGACUGGAGACGCCUUCCUCAUCGUCUUCUCUGUCACUGACCGAAGAAGCUUCUCCAAAGUGCCUGAGACACUGCUUCGGCUUCGAGCUGGUCGUCCCCACCAUGAUCUACCCAUCAUCCUAGUGGGCAACAAGAGUGACCUUGCUCGUUCCAGGGAAGUCUCACUAGAAGAGGGCCGCCACCUGGCGGGGAUGCUGAGCUGCAAGCACAUCGAGACGUCGGCCGCGCUGCACCACAACACGCGGGAGCUGUUCGAGGGCGCCGUGCGCCAGAUCCGCCUGCGCCGGAGUCGGGCCCGAGCGGCGGCCGCGGCCGAGGGCAACCCCGAGGGCCCCGACGGCGCGACGCAGCCGCAGCCGCAGCCCCCGCUGCCUCCCGCGCGCCGCGAGAGCCUCACCAAGAAGGCCAAGCGCUUCCUGGCCAACCUGGUGCCCCGCCACGCCAAGUUCUUCAAGCAGCGCUCCAAGUCGUGCCACGACCUCUCCGUGCUCUGAGGGGGAUGCCGACCCGGACCGUCGCCAUGGUCACCGCGGUUACCAUGGUCACCUCCCUUCCCUGCGCCCCUACCGUCGGUUUCCGUUGAGGAGACCUAUCUAGGAAACCAAAAACUCCCAGGAUUCCCCGGGUCUGACCGAGGCCGAGGUACCUAGAGAGGUGGCCCUCGCCCGCCGGCGGGGGUGGAGUAACGAGUGUGGACUUCUCUGUCCUGGGCACCUUAAAGGCAAGGACAUUGACACGUGGGCCUGGGGAGGGAAGGAGAGCGAUUUGUUUGCAAUUACUAUUCCUGUUAUUAUCGUGAUUACUAUUUCCGGGCCGUGCUUGACCACGUUCUACUUUAGAAGGCUCCUAGAAGCGAGGCUUGGGAAUGCUCUGUAGUGACUCUUCGCAGGAUUUGCCGCCUUUGUCCUCAAUACAACUAAGUCUUCGAGAGAUUCUUAAAGGCAAAGUACUGAAGACACCCCCCCACCCCACCCCCUUGAGACUUUUUAACAAGAUACAUUUCAGCCUCCCCCUUUCCCCCUUCAGUUACACUUGGUCCACCUCUCCUUUAAGAGGUUCUUAAAGGUAAAGACCAGGACGUGCUAUUUUGCGACUUCCUUUCAGGAUUUUCUGAUAUGCCUGCUGCACUUGGGCACCUACCCUUUAAGAUUCUUAAAGGUAAGGACUGGCAGGAUUCCUGUCUGCAGGCUCCCCGUGUUUCUUAAGCCGGGUGCUAUUCCCUGGCCUAUUCGCCCUGGUGGCAUCGGUCAGGGCGAACUGCCCCAUUUGAAAUAAAGAAGCGUUUUUCUACGACACACGAUGCCCCAUGCCUUUCUGGGCUUCCGCAGGGCUGGCGUCGGGGUGGGGUGCUUGCCGUGGGUCCCCAGUUGUCUUGCAGUUUUACAUUUACAAGUCCGUUUGGCCUUGGAUCAUUGUCCGCAUUUUACACAUGAGAAAGCCCCAGCUCAGAAAGGUCUAAGGAUUUGCUCACAUAGUAAAUGUAAGAGCUGGGGCAGAAACACUCCCUGAUUUCCAGGGAUCCUUCUGGUGUGGCUCAGGGUCAUAAGGUCCUACACCCACUUUAAAAAUCUUAACUCAUUUUAUCCUCACAACCUUGCUCUAGGCGUUAAGUGCCAGCCUAGACUCAGGUCUUUCCGAUUUCCAGGUGGAAAACUUUAAUCCCCUGGGCCACCUAAGCUACCUGAGGUCACCAAGACAUAGAGUCUUCCCAAGUGUGCCCAGUUAGCAAAUAGAGAUGCUAGUAAGUUUCAAUGGGAAAUAGCGAUAGAUUGAAGGCAGAUGG